Closterium sp. NIES-67 is the source of this 755-nucleotide messenger RNA. The record is from the annotation of a GenBank genome assembly. Lineage: Eukaryota; Viridiplantae; Streptophyta; Zygnematophyceae; Desmidiales; Closteriaceae.
ACCACGGUCGGAGUGAAGACGCAAGACAGGGAGACCUUUGGUGGACACGGGCAGAGACAAGCCAGGGGAUGAGAGCGUCAGGCAUGUGGGCCUUCCGCUCCAGGGGAAAGACCGAGGUGUAGCGAGUGAAGUCGUCGACAAGCACUAGGAAGUAGCGCUCUCGACGCGGCCCAUGGACGGGGGCGGGGCCCCAGACGUCCAUGUGCAGGUGGGGCUGGGGAGGAGGGAAACGCGGGGAGAGAACCAGGGAGACCAAGGACGAGACCGUGCUGGGACAUGUGACGCAGACGUGGGAGCGCAGGGUGACCUAGGCGGUGGUGCCAAAGGAGAGUCGGACAGCAUACCGCUCGUGACCAGGGAACGUAGUGGUGACGCCAAGGUCCUGGAGGCAGCCGACACCAACUAGGUUCCUGGAGAACGAGGGGAUAUGCAGACCUGUAAGAGAGCCCGAAAGAACCGCCGGACAGGGAAGGGUGGUGGAACUGCGGGCGACUACCGGACCGCCGGAGGGGUCAGCUAGGGAAACGGCAGCAGGAACAGGAAGCGGCGUCAGUGUAGUAGAGUCACGGAAGAAGCACCGAGAAGCGCCAGAGUCCAAGGUGAAGGAAAGCGAAGCAGUGGCGUCUGGCGGGUGCCCCAAAAACCAGACGUAAGCCCCGACACUUGCGCUUCGAUUUUUGUCAGUUUUAAACGCAUGUUCGCGCAACAACUGAAUUGGGAUCCGGCAAAUGUUUUCACAGCGACCCAAAAUUACA